Molecule: messenger RNA, 903 nt
Organism: Blepharisma stoltei
Lineage: Eukaryota; Ciliophora; Heterotrichea; Heterotrichida; Blepharismidae
Source: the annotation of a GenBank genome assembly
AUGCAUCUUUUACUAACUCAAACUCCAAUUAAUGAAUAAUAGUCUGUUUCAAUUUUUUUCAAAAAAAUUACAUUAAAUUUCGUAGAAAAUUUAUUGAUUAAAACGCUAGCUUUGUUUAAACUUAUGCAUUACAUUAUUAUCUAUAUCGUUUAACGUCCACUACGGGGUAGCCGUUAAUCCAGGGCUGCCACAAUAUUUAUCCACGUGUCGGGCCCAUGGACCUCUGGACUGAUCCACUUUGUUUCACCAGGGCACGGGUAAAUACGAUGUUCCGGCUUCUACGGGCUGCGUUCGCCUUGCGCUCCUUGACUCAGCUCCUGCGCAUGUUCCGCCUAAGGUCACCUUCCUCGGGUGUGCUGAGAGGUAAAAACUUCGAGCCUCUUGAUGCACUUGGAGCAGUGCCUAGGCUUAUCUGCCAGAGUUAAACUGCUAUGGCUGUACUGAAGUUCUCAGAAGAAAACCUAAUCCCAUAAAUAAAAUUGCUUGAGGGAGAGAAAAUUAGCGGAGCUAAUUUUUCUCGAACCGAAUGCCAUUUUAUUUAUGUUUAAACUUAUGCACUCCUCUUUGAAAUAGAAUAGGUAAAUUUUGAUUAUUGGGACCUUAAAUUGGACAUAAAUUAUUAUUAUUUUUCUCUUUAAAAUUUUAUACAAUUUAAAGAUAAAUUUCUUUACCCAAAAAACGGAAUUUAAAGGGGGAGGAGAAGUAAAGAAUUUUUGAAAUAGGAACUCAGUGGUUUUAUAUAAAGAAUUUAAGGAAGAAACUAGAGGGAAAUGAUAUUUUAUGAAAUUUAGAUUAAAGAAUAUGAAAAUUGAUAUUUUGAUGUUUAUAAAGAAACUUAAAGUCAAGCUAAUAAAGCCAUUGAUAAUACACAUAUAUUUGAGUAAAAAUUCAAAAUGGAAGUAA